AUGUUGUCAAUUAGGAGAAGUUUGGCAACCUCUUCAGAAAAGGCUGUUUCUUCAAGCUUAAGGGCAGGUAUAAUAUUAUCCAGAAACCCAAUUGUAACUCCAGAUGUAACCAAUUUUGAACAGAAUUACUAUACUUACCAAGCCUUAUUGGAGAGGCGUUUGAUGUGGACCUUCCCUCAUUAUUAUUAUUUUAAGAGAGGUACAUUAUCUCAAAGUAAGUUCUCCAGUGCUCAACCGGGUCCUAUUUCAAAACUUCCAGGUGUAUGGUUUCCUAAAGGUGUUCCAGAUGUCAAGCAUAACAGAGAAAGAAGAUUGAAGCAAGAAGUUGUGUUACCUAAGUCUAAAGGAGAUGUACAAGAAGGUAAUGGGAAAUCCGAUGAUUUGACAAGAUCAAUUGAACCAAAUUCAAGGAUUACAGAAGCUGAUAAAACCAAUGAUAUCACAAGUUUAGAAAGAAAACUAAGCAGAACGUUAUAUCUACUUGUUCAAAAUAAAAAUAAAAUAUGGACCUUCCCAAAUUUUGACGCAACCAAUACUGGACUACACAAAGAUGCUGAAGAAGGAUUAAGAUCAUUAGGUGGUGAAAAAAUGUAUACUUGGACUGUUUCAAAAAAACCACUUGGCUUUAUUGAAAAUAAAGAUGGAAGCAAAGAAUUUUUAAUUAAAUCUCAUAUAUUAGCAGGGAGCUUCCAAUUACUAAAGAAAAAUGAACAUAAUAUAUCAAAUUUUGCAUGGUUAACGAAAGAAGAAAUAAAAGAAAAGGUUAGCCAGAGUUAUUAUAACUAUACAGAAUUUAUGCUUGCUGACAACUAA
Messenger RNA from Tetrapisispora phaffii CBS 4417, 813 nucleotides. RefSeq names its product mitochondrial 54S ribosomal protein mL46 (gene MRPL17). Bases 1 to 813 code for a protein of 270 amino acids. The transcript has a single exon. The record is from RefSeq and is a predicted model, not a curated record. Lineage: Eukaryota; Fungi; Ascomycota; Saccharomycetes; Saccharomycetales; Saccharomycetaceae. Gene Ontology annotation, molecular function: structural constituent of ribosome. Gene Ontology annotation, cellular component: mitochondrial large ribosomal subunit.